AUGCCAAUGGUUCGGUCUCACGCUCCUUCUGCGGCCCAGGGCUGGAGCACGGGCAAGUCGAAGGCAAAGGGAAGCUCGCUCAAGUCGGCCCUGGCUGCGAGGCAGAAGAAGCCCACUGGCGACGCGGCCAAGGCCAAGGUCGGCCCGGGGGAGCUCGCGGAGGAGCCGCCGCCGACCCCCCCGGCGCUGGCCGCGGAGCUGCCCUCGAGGACGCAGCACCUGCUCCCGGGCGACCCGGGGCCCCCCGGCGGCGGGGCGCGGCCGCCGCAGGUCGAGGAGCUCAACCAAGCAGUUGCUGAGUUGGAGAUCAAGCUUGGUGACAAAAAGUCGGCGCUCGUUCAGGCCAACACGGAGCUGCAGAACAUCCGGUCUGAGGUGCACCUGGCUAGGACCGCUGUACUCGCCGCCACCGCCCAGCCCGUGGGAUCAGAUAUACCGUCGGUGCAGGAAGCCAUGGGUCGCCUACAGACGGUUUUCUUGAAGAAGGCGCCGCUGGAGCUCUCAUUGAUGCAUCUCAGGAGCUUCAUGUUCGAGGGGACCAGCGGCUACAGGCAGAAGAAUGGUGCCAACGUGCUGAGCGACAGUGCUUUUGUGGAACGCAUCGACGGCCACCUCAUCGUUGCUCCGCUUGGAUCUCAUCGAGUGGCGGCAAAUGGCACGUAUACUUUUCUGGACUACUGGCUCGCCAGCGAUGCCCUUGCGGCGGAGAUGUCAGAGGUAGUCUACUACAUCACGUGCUUCUUCGCGCAGCCGUCCAUGUACCACGUGACCUUCCUCCGCACCCUCUGCGUCACCCUGCUCGGACUCGUGCCGAGCGCCAUGCUGCAUGCCAGGUGCACGUGGAAGGGCCAGAACGCGAUGCCUCCAGCUUAUUUGUUCAGAUGCUGCAGGGAGCCCAUAGGUGCGCGGCUGCUGGAGCCCAGGUGGCGGACGACCUUGGAGCGGAUCGUGCAGUUCGCGGCGGCGGACAUGGACCUGCUCUCCUUCGGCGCCGACCCGAACGUGGCCAGGACGCGCGUCGCGCAAGGCAAGGCCGCCCACAAGGCGGAGCCCAUCCGUGUGGGAUCACAGGCCCGGCGCGACGGGGGGCCAGAGGCGCGGCGAGAGCAGGGGGCGGAGCGCGAGGAUGGCGGCUGCGGCGAACGUGGCGACGAGGACGGCCUGAGGCUGGCCGCGCCCGCCGGGCAGCCGGGCGCCGCGGCGCCCGCGCGCCACCUCGGCGCCGCCGCGGGGCUGCGCGCGGGCGCGGGCGCCCCCGCCGCGGCGGCGGCGGCGAGCGCGUUCUCCGGCGCCACGCCGCCGCCUCGGAGCAUUCGGCUGCUGCCGUCCUUGCUGCUGAGCGCCCGCGCCACGGUCAGCGUCUGCGCCGCGGUGGCGCGGCGCGCCAAGGCCCCCGUGUCGGAGUACGGAGCGCCGAGCGGCGUGCGCAACUUCCAGGAGAUGACGCUGGGCUUCACCUCCGACAUCGCCAGGAACAACCUCGGGGAGUCCUUCUACCGCCCGUGGGUGCCCUUCGUCACCACGAUUUUCCUCUUCAUCUUCGGCUCCAACUGGUCGGGCGCGCUCGUGCCCUGGAAGCUCCUCGAGCUGCCGGAGGGGGAGCUCGCGGCCCGAGCCUCGGGCGGCGCCUGCCCGGAAGGG
Molecule: messenger RNA, 1641 nt
Organism: Prorocentrum cordatum
Lineage: Eukaryota; Dinophyceae; Prorocentrales; Prorocentraceae
Source: the annotation of a GenBank genome assembly